Messenger RNA from Zygosaccharomyces rouxii, 957 nucleotides. It is a transcript of the gene IZH1, whose product is annotated as PAQR-type receptor. The transcript has a single exon. Gene Ontology annotation, molecular function: signaling receptor activity. Bases 1 to 957 code for a protein of 318 amino acids. Gene Ontology annotation, cellular component: membrane. Lineage: Eukaryota; Fungi; Ascomycota; Saccharomycetes; Saccharomycetales; Saccharomycetaceae. The record is from RefSeq and is a predicted model, not a curated record.
AUGAGCUCAAUUACAGAGGUUAAGCGUAGAAGGGUUCCCAUUGGUAACGGGAACGGUGAAGGUCUUUACAAAGAAGUUCUCGAGGAAAAAACACUGUAUGAUUUCCAUGAACUGCCCGAAUGGCAACAGGAUAACGAUAAGAUUUUAACUGGUUAUAUUCGUGAGACGAAGUCGGUUUUAAAAUGCGUGCGGUCCCUGUUCAUUUGGAAUAAUGAAACAGUCAAUAUCUACACACAUUUGGUUUCCGCUGUUUCUUAUUUCUUGCUCAUGUUGGGUAUUACGGAUUUAGUAAUGGUACCUCAUUUCCCUACAUCGACUUUCACGGAUUAUAGUGUAAUCAACUUUUAUCUUCUGGGGGCAUUUGGAUGUUUAAUGUGCAGUAGCUGCUUCCAUACAUUUAAACAGCAUUCCGGUCCACAUAGUGACGCCUGGAGUAAAGUUGAUUAUAUGGGUAUUAUCGUUUUAAUUACCUGUUCCAUGAUUUCCUUAAUUUAUUACGGAUUUUUUGAUCAUAUGGAAUAUUUCCGACUUUUCACAGUGCUCACAUUAACUCUGGCAACUGCUUGUACGGUUUGUGUGCUCAGUGAUAAAUUUAACCAUAAGGAUUUUCGCCCUUUGAGAGCAGGUUUUUUCAUUGCAUUUGGUUUGAGUGGUGUUUUCCCCGUUGCAGCAGGUAUAAUUAAAUUUGGUAUCCAGGGAGGAGUCCAAAGGGUUCAAUUAAAAUAUUUGGGUUUGGAAGCAAUUUUCUACAUUGCUGGUGCCCUAAUUUAUGGAUUCCGCAUCCCAGAAACCAUGUUUCCUGGUAGAUUCGAUUUUUGGGGUCAUUCUCAUCAAAUAUUCCACGUUCUAGUGGUGAUAGCGUCUUUCCUACAUCUAAAAGCUGUCAUGGGCUCUUACAUUUUUAAACAUUCCCAUUUAAAUGGAGUUGGUUUAGCAGCUCUUCAAUCAACGUAUUGA